CCCCCACCCGGCGGCCCCCGCGUCCUCCUCCCGCGGCAGCGCUGUCCGCGGCGGCCGGAGCGGGCCGGGCCGGGCCAGCGGGCCGGGGGAUGGCGCUGCUGGACCUGGCCCAGGAGGGAAUGGCCUUGUUCGGCUUCGUGCUCUUCGUGGUGCUGUGGCUGAUGCAUUUCAUGUCCAUCAUCUACACCCGGUUACACCUCAACAAGAAGGCAACAGACAAACAGCCAUAUAGCAAGCUCCCUGGUGUCUCUCUUCUGAAACCGUUGAAGGGGGUGGAUCCUAACCUAAUCAACAACUUGGAGACAUUCUUUGAACUGGAUUAUCCCAAAUAUGAAGUGCUCCUUUGUGUACAAGAUCAUGACGAUCCAGCCAUCGAUGUAUGUAAGAAACUCCUUGGAAAAUACCCAAAUGUUGAUGCUAGAUUAUUUAUAGGUGGCAAAAAGGUUGGCAUUAAUCCUAAAAUUAAUAAUUUGAUGCCAGGAUAUGAAGUUGCAAAAUAUGAUCUCAUAUGGAUUUGUGAUAGUGGAAUAAGAGUCAUUCCAGACACAUUAACUGACAUGGUCAAUCAGAUGACAGAGAAGGUGGGCUUGGUCCAUGGGCUGCCGUAUGUAGCAGACAGACAGGGCUUUGCAGCCACGUUAGAGCAGGUAUAUUUUGGAACUUCACACCCAAGAUCCUAUAUCUCUGCCAAUGUAACUGGCUUCAAAUGUGUGACGGGAAUGUCUUGUCUAAUGAGGAAGGACGUGCUGGAUCAGGCAGGAGGGCUGAUCGCCUUUGCUCAGUACAUUGCUGAAGAUUACUUCAUGGCCAAAGCAAUAGCUGACCGAGGUUGGAGGUUUGCAAUGUCUACUCAAGUUGCCAUGCAAAACUCUGGUUCGUACUCCAUUUCUCAAUUUCAGUCCAGAAUGAUCAGGUGGACCAAAUUGAGAAUUAACAUGCUUCCUGCUACAAUAAUUUGUGAGCCAAUUUCAGAAUGCUUUGUUGCCAGUUUAAUUAUCGGGUGGGCAGCCCACCAUGUGUUCAGAUGGGAUAUCAUGGUCUUCUUCAUGUGUCAUUGCCUGGCAUGGUUUAUAUUUGACUACAUUCAGCUCAGGGGUGUCCAGGGUGGCACACUGUGUUUUUCAAAACUUGAUUAUGCUGUGGCUUGGUUCAUCCGUGAAUCCAUGACAAUAUACAUUUUCUUGUCGGCAUUAUGGGACCCUACUAUAAGCUGGAGAACUGGUCGCUACAGGUUGCGUUGUGGAGGAACAGCAGAGGAAAUCCUCGAUGUGUAGCAAGAACUUCGUGACUGUACACAGAGAAUGGAACAGAAGUAUUAUAAAUUAUGUUUAUAGAAAUGCUUUUAAGGAUCUACCUUCAGUAGUUGUAUCACAUGUAUGUUGUGGUCUCUGCUCUUUAAUUUAUUUGCAUGGCACUUGCAUCUGUGAAAAGGAAAAAAACGACAAACCGGUCUGUAGUCUUGGCUAAUAGGAUAUUUUGUGAAAGUAGAGAAUCGAGAAUCAAGACAAUUGGUUCUAGGAAACUGGGUUUGUUUUUUUUGUUGUUGUUGUCAUUGUGUUUGUUUAUUUUUUUAAACAAAUGAAUAUAUAUAUAUCUAUAUAUCUCUAUAUAAACAUACACACACACACACACACACACAGGACUGCUCUGCAGCAGACACGAUGACAGUAUCCUCCAACAGGGAAAGUUUCUUGCUGAGUGCUCACGCCAUGAUCUGUACAGGCAGGACAGUAGCAGCUCUGUGAGAGAAGGGGACCGGUCACGGCCUCCCCCGUGUGAAGUGAUGACGUCUCACAGGGAGGCGCCGACUGAGAAACUUUUUCAUGCUUCAUGCCUACCUCUUGUAGUUGUUGCAGAGCAAAUAGACGUUAGAAGUUGUUAUACGGUAGCUAGGCCUUGCAAAAACGAAUGGGAAACUUUAAAAAGUAAUAAUAAUAAUAAUAAUAAAAGAGCUGGAGUCUAGUAUUUAUAUGAAUCUGUGAGAAAUUUUUUUUUCUGUCUCACUGCAAUGAACCAAAAGUGGCUGAGAUUGGUUUUUAAUCCUAACCAUGAAUUGAAGGCGUCUUUCGGACCAACUGUUGUUGGCUGUCUUGAACCAUGUUAAUCACUGUGCUGUAAUUAGGAGAGCUGAAUCUUUCCUUCCCUGCUCCUUGCCCAGCCUGCCCCGUCUUUCCUUAGCUUUUGUCAGGGUAGGGGGGUGGGGGGUGCUCUUGUUUUAGUGUGAGUGGAUGUUUUGAUAGUUGUAAGGAAAUGCAUUUCAGACACGGUUCACAGGAGCUAUUUUCUUACCCAGUAUGUCUGUAUUGUUAAUAAGAAUGUAAUUUCAUGAUACAGGUAUUUAAUAUCUUUUUUAAGUCAGUAGAUAUUCUAGCUAUCAGUAAAUAAAUUACAGUAGAGAAUUAAGAGGACUUGAUGAGGUUUUCUCUUAAAAUCAGUAGUAUCUAACCGAGUCUACUCUGUGUGUGUGUUGUUUAUUUGUUUUUUUUGUGGGGGAGGGGGGUUGGUGUUUUUUUUCUUUUUUUACUAUAAUAGUCUAGUCUUAUUUAAAUUGAAUUUUUGUAUUCAGUUUGUAUGACCAUAGACUAGGUCAGCCUAGCUGUAAGUGCAUGCCGGACCUGACCCUCCUCUCUCCAUCACUCAGCUAAACUUGCUUGUCAGCCUGUGCUUAACUUGUGGUGAACUGGACUUUUGUUUAAAAUAAGCAAAAAUGUAAGGGGCAGUGCAUCGGCCUUUUUUUCCCGUCUUUUUUUUAGGUGGUGUUUUGCUUCUCCCUCAGAAUUUGGUGGCAAAUUGUCCGUCUGUCGCCCGCUGCUGACACCAGCAUUGUGGCAGCUUCACAUCCUAUGUCACAGAGGCUUCCGUGUCCGCGCACAGCGUGUAGCCUGUUAGCAAUAACUUCCUUUUUAUAGAGACUUCAUCCUACUGAGCCAGUCCAUUUACCUAAUGACUACACACACGGUCUAAACUGCAGUAUGUCUGUAAAUGUGUAUGUACUAUGAGUUCACACCACACCUCCAUCUUCCCGGGCCAAACUAUUGUCCUCCCUUCCCGCUUCCUCCUGGCGUCAUUCCUCUCUCUCUUGCCUUAUGAUGAAUUUGUUUGAAGGGCAUUUUCUUUAUGAACAAAGGCUUGGACGCAUAUUCCUUUCUUUUUAUUCCUUCUGUGAAAUGGGUAACAUUGCCCCCCCCCCCCCCCGAGGAAAGUCGCGCAAUGAAAACAAGUCUGGUUAUGAACCACUAUGUGUUUAUUAUUAUUUUUUAUGGCUCUUUCAUGAGUUGAGUUUCGCUGAGCAUGUUUGCCGUUUGUCCGUCAGAAUAGUGGAGUUUGGUAGACGCCACCCUUUGCACUGCUGAAGUGAAAUCUUGCUGACUACUUAGCUUUUUUGUUGAUCUCAGUAUGGGCAAAGAAACAAAAUCCAAAUGGCUGGACAAACUUCUUUUGUUCUGUAAAUAUUUUUAAAAAAUGUUCUGUAUGUAUGUUUUCUGUGGUCAUGGAGUAUUUCCUUAAGUGGGGCGUCAGUACGCAGAGAGUAACUCUUUGUUUAGCAAGUUUGGAGUGAAGAUAAAAUAGUAAGAAAUACUGUAAAUGUUGAAGUAUCAGCAGAACUGUAGGAGUCCAAAUUUAUAAUAAACUGUCUUUUUAAAAAAAAACAAUUAAGUGUCUAGAAUAUAUCAUGUUUUAUUAUUUAAAAUCAUUGUCUUAAGUUUUUUUGUUCAGAAAAUAAAAAUUUGAAUACAAUCAACAUAA
Molecule: messenger RNA, 3747 nt
Organism: Arvicola amphibius (Eurasian water vole)
Lineage: Eukaryota; Metazoa; Chordata; Mammalia; Rodentia; Cricetidae
Gene: Ugcg
Product: UDP-glucose ceramide glucosyltransferase
Exons: 9
Coding region: 90-1274 (394 amino acids)
Biological process (GO): glucosylceramide biosynthetic process
Cellular component (GO): membrane
Molecular function (GO): ceramide glucosyltransferase activity
Source: RefSeq, a predicted model, not a curated record